AUGGCAGCCGUCCAGAUGCCAGCCGGCGGCGUCCCGGCCAUCUCCAUAAAAUCCUCCAACUUCCCCAUCCUCAUCGCCACCUACUCCAUCCUCAUCCAAAUCAUCUUCGCGAGUCUAUGGCAGUUCUUGGCCAACCUCGUUCUCCUCUGCCACGCGUUCCGGGGCGCUGAUGCGGGUCGCGCACGCUAUGUCGCUUUAGUCGCCUUCUGGAACUCGAGCAACCCCUGGACAGCCACAACCACGAUGGGGGCCUUCCUCUGCCAGGCCAUCAUUAACGGCGGAAACGGGCGAGUGUCCCGACCAGAAAAAUUCCACGGCAUCAUCCUCUUCCUCCUCUCCGCGACCAUCGCUUUUGGCGGAAUUGCCGCAUCGAUAUUCAUUCCCAACGCCAUGUCCCUUGGCCCUGCUGCGCCAGUCCACCCAAAAUCCGUCUUCCUCCCCGAGCUUGAAGACAUCGCAUCGUCAUCAAGCAUCCGUAUCAAUCGGCUGAACGCCCCCGCCAUAUUGCGUGCACUGGGGAGCACAGAGGCGUUUAAGGACGUGACUGCGAGGAAGAACGUCGAUACAGUGAAGACGACAUUGCCGGGUAGCAAUGCGACUCACCCACGGCAGCGGUACGAUUACCGGUACACCAUCACCGCAAGGGAGUUCGGGUUGCAAGCCCCUUUGGAGUUCUCGCAUAAAGUCCAGGGAUCCUGCAGCACCGAAUAUAAUUGGCUCCGUCCUGUCCCAGACAUUGCAGACCCAGCACGGUUUAACGGAUACGUUCCAUUCGACCUCGACCCCGUGGAGCCAAUCCUGUUAGACCCAACCGACAACAUGACCGCUUUGUGGACCCAGCCAAGCAUGGGGAUUGAAUACCACCCCUCGGAUGAGGACCUGACGAUCACGAACCGCUCAUUUGCCCUGAUCCCCCAACUCGCACACGCCGGGAGUAUCACGGCCAGUACAGAUCCAUGGUACCUUACCGAACCGUUCAAUUCGGAAACUGUGGGGUUCCUGGGGUACCGCAUCAAAUCCAGUCGCCCAGCCAUGUCCUGUUGGGAAGAAUCCCUCCUCUGCCUACACAAAACCUGUACAUCCGUAGACGGCAUCAAAAAAACGCCUCUCCCCAAGGGCCUCCGCAUAAUUGUCAUGGGCAAAUUCUCCAUUCCCGUACUUACCAAUAUAAUCCUAUUAGCUGGACCUGCGGCGCUUAAAUCCGUCGCUGGUAUUGGGGGACAGGACUCCUGGACUGUAUUCCGCGAGACUGCGCUGUUGGGCCCACAAGCAGGAAUGAGCAACAUCCUCGAAUCCGCGAACGGUGACCUCUUUCCCGGGUCUGCGGACUUUGUCAUGUUGACGGGUGAUGUCACAGCGAUAUCUUAUUCCUCCCUCAUUGCUAUACCCGUGACAUGUCUUGCUGUCACACUCCUUGCUGCAAUGCUCCCACUGGUGAGGAAAAUGGUUUUAAAAGCACCUACCACUAAUCGAAGACACGCGUCCGUGACGUAUGCUGCCCUCUGCGCAGGGUUGAGGGCCACUCAGUUGUAUAGGAUGGUGGAUGAGAAAAUACUCUGCACGCCAGAUUGGGUUAAUAGGAAGAACAUUAUUCCGUUGCCACCACCCGCUGAGACAAUGGCGAGGGUGUUGGUUCCGUCUUUUGUUGGAAACGCAGUGGAGUUUCGGGAAGACGGGGAAGACGGGGAAGACAGAGAUGGCGGGGAUCGUUGUCGUUUGACAGGCGCAGACGAUAGGAGAAGAGACAGUUCUUCUAUUGAGAUUCCGAGUGAGGAUAGAGUUAGGCUUGAUAUUUUGGCACCUCCUUGA
Messenger RNA from Fusarium redolens, 1809 nucleotides. RefSeq lists its product as uncharacterized. The transcript has 3 exons. The record is from RefSeq and is a predicted model, not a curated record. NCBI's taxonomy places the organism in Eukaryota, Fungi, Ascomycota, Sordariomycetes, Hypocreales, Nectriaceae. The coding region runs from base 1 to 1809 and encodes 602 amino acids.